AUGAGGCUCAUCAAGACUCAGAUACUCGACAGUAACACCCGGGACACGAGGGUCAUUCUCGGUCUUGACCUAGAGAAGGCUUUUGAUAAUAUACAUCACUCGUUCAUUCUCGACUCAAUUUCGAACCUAGGCCUGGGCGCGUCCUUCCAUGCUUUCGUUCGAUCUUUCCUCGAGGGACGCAGCGCACUGCUCAAGGUCGGCGACAAAAUGGCACUGAGCAAUAGGGGCACCCCGAAAGGGUCCGUGAUUUCACCGCUAUUGUUCAAUAUCGCCAUGGUUGGUCUAUCGGAGGGUCUGGGCAAGAUUCAAGGCAUCGGACAUACUGUUUACGUGGACGACAUAACGAUCUGGUGUGCUGGAGGCAGCGAUGGGCACACUGAAUCUGCCCUCCAGGAAGCCAUCGACUACACAGAGUCCUUUCUGCAGGACACGGGCCUCAGGUGCUCACCGAGUAAAUCAGAGCUGCUUUUGAAUAGACCCAGCAGGCUGGGACGCAAGCCAAAAGACUGGAAGCCCCUGGCAGAGAGUGACAUCAACCUGCAUACGAAGAGUGGGGACAUAAUCCCUAGGGUCCCGUCGAUCCGCAUCCUCGGUAUGAUCGUGGAGUCGUCGGGCACCAAUAGCCAAACGAUCCUCCGGCUCGCAAAAAACACCAGCACCAUCGGCCUUAUCAGGAGGGUCGCCAACAGACGCAGUGGUCUUGCAGAAGACAACCUGGUCAGGCUUAUCCACGCGUUCUUACUGUGCCUCUUUACCUACGUCGCGGCCAUGCAUGUCUGGAGGAGGGCUGAGCGGGAUAAAUUAAACGCCAUUAUCCGGAGAGGCAUCAAGAGCGCUCUUGGUAUCCCGAACUACACGCAGACGGAAAGACUCCUACAGCUGGGAAUGCACAAUACGCUCGAGGAGAUUGUGGAGGCACAGGAGAGGGCACAGGUCAUCAGACUCUCGGGCACGAAGGCUGGGAGGCGACUCCUGAUGGCCAUGAGUAUCCCGUCGGCCACAGUGGACGACAAUUACCAGGGAUUGCCAAGAAGAUAA
Rhipicephalus sanguineus (brown dog tick) is the source of this 1038-nucleotide messenger RNA. RefSeq lists its product as uncharacterized. The record is from RefSeq and is a predicted model, not a curated record. Bases 1 to 1038 code for a protein of 345 amino acids. Lineage: Eukaryota; Metazoa; Arthropoda; Arachnida; Ixodida; Ixodidae. The transcript has a single exon.